This is a messenger RNA of Erinaceus europaeus (western European hedgehog), 966 nucleotides long. RefSeq names its product zinc finger and SCAN domain-containing protein 5B-like. Gene Ontology annotation, molecular function: RNA polymerase II cis-regulatory region sequence-specific DNA binding; DNA-binding transcription factor activity, RNA polymerase II-specific. The transcript is spliced from 3 exons. Lineage: Eukaryota; Metazoa; Chordata; Mammalia; Eulipotyphla; Erinaceidae. Bases 1 to 819 code for a protein of 272 amino acids. Gene Ontology annotation, biological process: regulation of transcription by RNA polymerase II. The record is from RefSeq and is a predicted model, not a curated record.
AUGACCUCCAGCAGCAGUAGCUUCACGGUGCUGGCACUGAGCCCCAGCAGUAACCCUCAAGAAUCAUCAGACAACAGUCUCAUCCAAGGAGAAGCUGAUGUCACCACAGAGGAGAGGCCGCAGAGCACUGCCCAACAGGAUGCAGAGGGAGAGGUCAAUGCCUGGCAGAGGGCUGAGGAGGAAUCCCCCAACCUGGUGAAGAAGCGCUCGCUGAGGCCAAGAGGAGCUUCUGAAAGGUUGCUCUGGGAAGGGCAAACGGGUUCUCAGAGUCGAGCAGAUGCUCAGAGACGAGCAGAUGCUCAGAGAGCAGCAGGAUCACAGGCAGCUUCUGCGGGCCAGUUCCGCUGCCAGGACUGCGGCAAAGUGUUCUCCUACAAAUCCCAGUUCGACAUCCACCGGCGCUCGCACACCGGGGAGCGGCCCUUCAAGUGCACCCAGUGCGGCCAUGGCUUCAUGCAGCCCUCGGACCUGCGGGUGCACAUGCGCAUCCACCAGGGGAUGCGGCCCUACCAGUGCCCCACCUGCCAGGCCACCUUCACGCAUCAGUCCACGCUGACCGGACACCUGCGCGUACACUCGCAGGAGCGCCCCUUCCGCUGCGACCACUGCUUCAAGGCCUUCAGCCACCGGGGCAACCUCAACGUGCACCUGCGCACCCACAACGGCCAGAAGCCCUACCUCUGCACGUUGUGCGACAAGCAAUUCCGGCAGCUGGGCACCUUCAACCGCCACUUCAAGCUGCACCGCUCUCCCCAGAGCCACCAGAGGAUCCUGGCCAGGGCCCAGAGCGCAAAGCAGCACACAGACCAGACUGACUAGGCCUCUGAGGACCGGAGGGGACACAAGGGGGUUCUGCUGAAAUUAUGUCAACAGGGGCUCUGCUAAGAAAAAUGAAGAAUGUGCCUCCUUCACCACACGGUGAAGGAUGAAUACAGGAUGAUCUCAUUCAUGGAGGUUGGGAGACAU